Messenger RNA from Seriola dumerili (greater amberjack), 1496 nucleotides. RefSeq names its product ubiquitin conjugating enzyme E2 T (gene ube2t). Lineage: Eukaryota; Metazoa; Chordata; Actinopteri; Carangiformes; Carangidae. The coding region runs from base 111 to 695 and encodes 194 amino acids. The record is from RefSeq and is a predicted model, not a curated record. The transcript is spliced from 7 exons.
CCCAUCAGCGAGAGGGAAAACUCAAAACAGAAGUCACGACGUUCGUUGAAAUUUGGUUUAACGUAAAGAGCUGUGAAGUGGACAACAGGCUUUAAAGACGGUAAACAAAAAUGCAGAGGGCAUCCCGUUUGAAGCGUGAACUGCAGAUGCUGAGCACCGAGCCACCUCCCGGAAUAACAUGCUGGCAGACGGAGGAGCGGAUAGAUGACCUCCGAGCACAGAUAGUGGGUGGAUCAGGAACUCCUUAUGAAGGUGGCCUCUUCUCCUUGGAGAUCAAGGUCCCUGAGAGGUACCCAUUUGAGCCCCCCAAAAUACGAUUCUUGACCCCCAUCUACCAUCCAAACAUUGACAACUCAGGACGUAUCUGCCACGAUGCCCUCAAACUCCCGCCAAAGGGUGCCUGGAAGCCAUCACUAAACAUCUCCACAGUUCUCUCCUCCAUUCAUCUGCUCAUGGCUGAGCCCAAUCCAGAUGAUCCACUCAUGGCUGAUAUAUCGUCAGAGUUUAAAUACAACAAACAGCUGUUCAUGGAGAAGGCCAGGAAGUGGACACAGGAACAUGCUGUUCAGAAAAACACGGGAGUCAUGGAGGGCAACAAAGAAAAUACUCCAGACCAGAAAGCUUCAUCCCGCAAAAGAGAGGCGCUCAGUGCACAACAGGAGGCAGAGGAGCCAGCAAAGAAAACCUGUUUGUAGUUUCCACCUCACUUGUUAGAGCCACCAUUUCUCCUCUCUUCUUCUAAGGAGUGUAUUCAAAUUUAAAUUUAGUGCUAAUGCCUACUUCCAUUUCCCAUGUAUGCAUUAAUCUUCUUCAGAAAUAUCUACAUAUUUUAAAAAGGUUUAUAUGUAAAUGUUAGUUUGUGUUGUUAUAUUAAAGUUUAUUUUGAAAACUACUUGCAUAGCACACACAAGACAGUGGCUUCUUGUGUAGUGUGGAGGUGUGUUUCAGAAUAGUUGCAUAAGCAGAGUGGUUCAUGUAUAUAACGUAUGAAGAUAAUAAUUUUAUUCAGACAUAUGCUUACCAGUUGUAUACAAAGUAUGUACAUCCUAAAUAGCAAGACAAGUUUUUUUUUUACAAACUAAGGAUUUAUUUCUUAACAUAUAAAAUUAUAUAUUUGCUGUUUAUCAUAUAAAAAGGGAGACAAACAUCAUAAGGCUGUAGUGAGUCAAUACCAUGCUAGUUCAGAGGUAGUUACAUUGUAUGUACAUAUUGCUAGCCUACUCUAAUGUCUGUAGAAAGAUAGCUACAUCCCAUUCAGUCUGUAUGACUGCUUGCCUCCUCAUGGGCUGAGUUGCAUAUUUGAGAUAAAAACAUGUAAACCAUAUAAAACUGUAUGUGCAGUCCGUUUCCUGUUGCAUUUUGCUGCCACAUAAAGGAUAACAUUUUUAUAACCAUUGUUACACAAUUGCUGAGAAAUAUAUCUGACAGUAACAUUUCUGUGAGAGAAAAAUGUUAGCUUACUCUGGUAAAAUGUCCUGGUGUGUUUUGAUGAUGAA